Molecule: messenger RNA, 1413 nt
Organism: Angiostrongylus costaricensis
Lineage: Eukaryota; Metazoa; Nematoda; Chromadorea; Rhabditida; Metastrongylidae
Source: the annotation of a GenBank genome assembly
GGAGAUGCCCGGCGGAACAUUGCCUUAACAAGUUUCGGCUAUGCUGAAGGCGGCACUUUUGAUCUUGUACUAAUUAAUUUCACAGUACCAGAGACCAUUGUGUAUAAAGUGGAUUCGAGAGAGAACGCAGAUAAAUCGGGUGCGAUUGGGUUUUCAUUGUCUCGUGGUCAUUCCAUCGCAUCUGGAGUCGGCUCAAAUCCUCAUGUUUGUCAGUUACAGCAAACUGACCAAGAUUUCGAUGCUCUUUUCUUCUUCGCGGAUUUACCUCAAAGGCGUUUACGAGUAUUCCGUUCUGGAGCGGGCAAAUUGAUUCGUCUUUGUGCUUCCCACGACGCGUAUGUGCGUAGUGAGCGUGACGUAGGAUGGCUAGAUAAAUUCAAGCGUAUUUUAUCUGGAACAGAAUCAGGAACUCCUUACGAAGACUAUAUUCCAUUAAUGCAAAAGGAUCUGCAGUAUUCAACGAAUAUAUCGAUCCGCUUUUCUCGUGAGUUAAGUGGGGAAUAUCAUUUCAUAUACCAUAAUUGUUUUAAUUAUCGUGAACAUGGAUACAGCAGUAGAGUGGCUGUUGAUUUCACGGUAUGGAUCGUGGAACGCAAUGUUGGUUCGUUUUUGUCUGCUGGCGACAUUCCAAAACCACAGCUGUUUUUAUAUUUCUCGCUGGCAUUUGUCUUAGCAGCUACUCUUUGGUGCAGACUACUAUGCUUAUCGAGCCAUGCGAACGUCUAUCGUGUGCACGGUCUUAUGACGGCGUUGGUACUUCUGAAGGGUGCAUCACUAUUUUUCCAUGGCGUAAACUUUUUUUUCGUCAGCAAAUAUGGACAACAAAGCGAAAUCUGGGCUGUGGUUUAUUACAUCACACAUUUACUCAAAGGUGCCCUUCUUUUCGGGACGAUUAUUCUCAUUGGCACAGGCUAUACUUUUUUCAAAAACUUUCUUACUGAACAUGAUCGAAAAGUCUUCAUGGUUGUCCUACCGCUUCAGAUUGUGGAUAAUAUCGCCAUGGUAAUACUUGAGGAAAGUGAGUUUGGUCAGCAGGGAUACCAGAUGUGGUUCGAGAUGUUCGUCUUCAUUGACAUGAUUUGCUGUUUCCUCAUCAUAUUUCCAAUAAUUUGGUCUAUGCGCCAUCUGUCUGAAGGGGCACGAAGCGAUGGCAAAGCUGCGUUCAACCUAGAAAAACUUCGCCUAUUUCGUCACUUUUACAUUAUUGUGAUAUCGUAUGUGUACUUGACCAGAGUAAUGAAGCUACUUUUACAGUACAUCCUUCCAUUUGAUCAAGAAUGGGUAACGGAUGCAGUUGUCGAGUUUUCUACGCUUGUUUUUUUUAUCCUAGUUGGGGUUUUGUUUCGUCCACAACCUGCAAACCCUUAUUUGAAAUUGAACGAAGGGAUUGACGAAGGAGAGGAUUUUUCGUGA